AUGCUUUUUAUAGGCGACAGCUUUGAUUUCGAGUUCAUAACAACAGCCUCCAACCCGGUGAGAUGUGCGCUUGGAAAGCAGUUCUGUGUGCUUCUGUUUUCCGACAACACAGCGGUGUACAGGAGGACAGCCCACCAUGUGUGUUUUGUUGUUCCGGUCCACUAUCCAUCGUUUGUCAGGUCCACAUUGAAGCCAAGAGACCUAUCUCUAAAAGAAAGUGUGGAUCAUCUAUUCAAGUUCAAGACUGCGGAAGACAGAUCCAGAUUCAGUACUUAUGUCAGUAGCUUAACCAAUGUAGACUUCAAAAUAAUAAAGGAACUAGGACCUCCCAGAAAAGCACCAAAGAAGAAUAAAACAUCGCAGUGGCCUUGA
This is a messenger RNA of Encephalitozoon cuniculi GB-M1, 372 nucleotides long. RefSeq lists its product as uncharacterized. The transcript has a single exon. NCBI's taxonomy places the organism in Eukaryota, Fungi, Microsporidia, Unikaryonidae. The record is from RefSeq and is marked provisional. Bases 1 to 372 code for a protein of 123 amino acids.